AUGCAGUCGGGAAUAUCUGCUUCCCAGGAGCUUGUCUCCCAGUUCAAUACUCUCCUGGCAGAUAAAUCGCAAUUCGGGUUACUCGUAACCAUCACCUCCGAAUCCUUGACGCCCUUAAGAACCCUGUCCCGCACCUCUCCAUCCAGCGACUUUGCCUCCAACCUCACCCAACUUGCCCCUCACAUCAAGCCCGAUGAGGCCCUGUAUAUCCUCCUACGCAGAUAUGACAGCGCUCCGUACCUAAUAGCCGUCACCUACGUGCCCGAUGCGGCUAAGGUUCGGUCCAAGAUGCUAUUCGCCUCUAGCCGAUUGACGCUGGUGCGCGAGCUGGGCUCUGAGCACUUCCGCGAAACCAUAUUCGUGACGAUGCCCGAGGAGCUCAGCGCCGCCGGGUUCGACAGACAUGAUCGACAUAUCGAGCUCGAGGCGCCGCUUACGGAAGAGGAGAGGUCGUUGGGCGAGGUCAGGCGCGCAGAGGCGGAAGCUGGUGCUGGCACGGCUGUUCGUGAGAUUCAUCUCAGCAAGACCAUGAACAUGCCCACCGCUACUGAUGCUCUAGUUUCCCUGAGCGCUCUAGGCCGAGGAGAAGGCAGUGGCUUUGUGAUGCUGAAAAUCAAUCCCGACACCGAAGUCGUGGAGCUGGUCUCCGAUAACUCCACCCCCACUACCAUAUCCGAGCUUGUGAAGAGCAUCUCGACAACGGAGCCGCGUUUCACAUUCUUCCGGUACAAGGCCACCCCACCGCACGGCGGAGAGGAGAAGACCGUGAUCCUCUUUAUCUACACCUGCCCCGCCACGCCGGGCAACAAAGCCAUCAAGUUCCGCAUGAUGUACCCGCUUAUGAAGCGUUCGGUGCUCGAAGUUGCCACCAAGGAAGCCGGGCUCACGAUCGACAAGAAAUUCGAAGUCGAGGAGCCGGACGAGAUCACAGAGCAAUCCGUUACGUCGGAGCUGUUCCCCGAAACCGAGACCAAGACCGCCUUCCGAAGACCCAAGCGACCCGGCAGGUGA
Hypoxylon fragiforme is the source of this 1011-nucleotide messenger RNA. RefSeq names its product actin depolymerizing protein. Lineage: Eukaryota; Fungi; Ascomycota; Sordariomycetes; Xylariales; Hypoxylaceae. Gene Ontology annotation, molecular function: actin filament binding; actin monomer binding. The transcript has 3 exons. The record is from RefSeq and is a predicted model, not a curated record. The coding region runs from base 1 to 1011 and encodes 336 amino acids. Gene Ontology annotation, cellular component: actin filament; cytoplasm. Gene Ontology annotation, biological process: actin filament depolymerization; barbed-end actin filament capping.